AUGAGUAAGAGAGUCUUGAAGCAGGCCGCUCAGUUGGGGCGGGAGUUCGACGAGAAGAAGGAGGCCCUGAAGGAGGCGAUCGAGGACAAGGCGCGGAAGGUCGACGGCAAGCUGGCCGACCUGGCCGAGCCCAACGCCAAGAAGGCGGCCAAGCCCAUCGCUAAGAAGGCGGUCAAGCCCAUCGCCAAGAAGGCGGUCGAGUUCCUGCAGAAGCACGGCGACUUGUCCUCCGACGUGUCCGACGUGGCGCAGAGCCAGGCCGCGAGCUUCCUGCGGCCCGCCAUCGUGCGCCGCCGCCGCAGGAGCGAGUCCUACCGGCUGUACAUCACGCGGCUCGUGAAGGACCUCGACCCCGCAUCCGGCAUCACGCAGAGCGGCCUCGCCGUCAUGGACAACUUGACCUGCGACCUGUUCGAGCGCCUGGCGCACGCCUCCACCGACCUGAUCAAGGUGGGCAAGCGGCUCACGCUGAGCGAGCGCGACGUCGAGGCGGCCGUCAAGCUGCAUCUGAAGGGGGAACUGCGGCGGGAGUGCGAGCGGGAGGCCCGCGCCGCCGUCAAGCGCUUCAAGACCUACCAGUGA
Penaeus vannamei (Pacific white shrimp) is the source of this 582-nucleotide messenger RNA. RefSeq lists its product as uncharacterized. The record is from RefSeq and is a predicted model, not a curated record. Gene Ontology annotation, molecular function: structural constituent of chromatin; DNA binding; protein heterodimerization activity. Gene Ontology annotation, cellular component: nucleosome. Lineage: Eukaryota; Metazoa; Arthropoda; Malacostraca; Decapoda; Penaeidae.